AUGUCUCUCCUCACUAGUCGUGCGUCGCAGGUGUCGCGGCUGUCUCCUCACCUCCUCCUCCUUCUAUCCCUCAUUCUCCCACUCGCUGCUCUCCCCCUUCCCGACGCCACUGUAACGUCUACCUUUCGUGGGAACCCAACCCCCUUGUCGUCCUUCCCCCGUUACAAGCACGCUCCCCCCGGCGCUCCUCCCACCCACUCGCUCCUCCAGCAGCUCCGUGCCGCGCCUCGUGGCAUCCAGCGGGCCCAAGAUGCGGAUCACGUGUCAGCACCCGCGAGCUCACAGACAGCAUCGUCCGUAGCAUCAGCGGCGGAGAAACAGAAUCCGUCGAAAAAUCCGUCGGCGGAAGCUUCCGCGUCUGCCUCCGCUUCCGGGCUUUCCGCGGAGCCCCCGACCCCGUUUCCGCCUGCGCCGCGGCCGUGGCCGGAGCGGUUCCACGCGGUGCUGUUUCAGAACCGCAGCGGGCGGCUGGCGCUGACGGAGCUGUGGUACGACUGGCCGGGCGGACGCAACCUCAACGCCAUCCGCCCGCAGCUGUCGCCCGGCACGCUCAUGGACGUGGAGUGGAGCAAUGGCACCAGCUUCUACUACAACCUGCAGGAGCGAUCGUGCAGGGUGAUCACGUUCCCAGUGGGCAUCCUGCGGCCGGACUGGCUGGUGGGGGCGGUGCUGGUGAGGGAGGGCGAGGUGGUGGACGGCAAGUUCCGGUGCCGCGUGUGGACCAAGGCCGACUUCAUCCUCUACUACGAGGACAUGGAGACUGGUUUUCCAGUGAAGUGGAUUUUCCUUGGAAGUGGAGGAAUCUUCCAUGUGCUCUCUUUCGAACCUGGCGCUACCUUGCUCGAUGAACAAUGGCAAGCACCAGCAAUUUUCUCCUCCGCUCCGCCCAUUCUUUCCGCGCUUCUCGUGUUGAAAAGCCAUGGCUCGAAUCCCUCGGGGGGGUCGCGCAGCCGCGCGAAGCACAACCUGGACUUCCUCGAUAGCCACGGGUUCGUUCCGCGAAACGCGGAGCUCAUGACACGUGUCGCGGCAGGCUCGUCGUUCCAUCCGUCGGACUGCGUCGCUGAGAAGAGCGACGACGCGGAAGAGCCGGGUUACGACGGCGACGGUGAGGGCUGGCGAGCUGGCGGAGAAGCGGGCGAAGUGGGGAGUCGCGCGGGGACGGGCGCGGAGAGGUUGGCGGAAGGGGCUCCCCUGAAGCGCAGCUUGACGGCGGAUGCCAUGGGGACGACCAUGGCGCGGGGCGCGCACACGGGCAUGGGGGGGGCGAGCGUAGGGGGGCGGAGCAUGGGGGGGCGGAGCAUGGGGGGGCGGAGCAUGGGGGGGCGGAGCAUGGGGGGGCGGAGCAUGGGGGGGACGAGCUUGCAGCGAUCGCUGAGUGACGUGCUGCUGCAGGACGCGGAGAUGGACGAGAUGGACAGAGACGUGCUGCAAGGUGCGCGCAGGUUCAGAGCGGUGGCGGUGCUCCACAUGCAUACACAGAAGGCGAAUUCGUCGUACUUACCUACCUUUUCUGCACCUCAUGCGUGUCCCUUGCACGGUGUGCCAUCCCCACCCCACCUUCCUGGCUGCCUCUGCUUUCAUCCGCCGCAAAAGGCGUUUUCGCGAGUGGUGGCGCUGCAGCAGCGCGUGCAGCAGUACCGCGACCUGGGGGUGUUCCUGCUGCACAUGGUGCUCUUCACCACCAUCCUCUACCUGCAGGCCGACUCCUCCCGCUCCUAUGACAUCACCGCCGCGCACUCCGUGCUCUACCCCCGUGUACGCUCCCCCCCAUUCACUCCCUUCCUCUGCCGCUCCAUGCUCCACCCAUUGGUGUGA
Molecule: messenger RNA, 1818 nt
Organism: Closterium sp. Yama58-4
Lineage: Eukaryota; Viridiplantae; Streptophyta; Zygnematophyceae; Desmidiales; Closteriaceae
Source: the annotation of a GenBank genome assembly